This is a messenger RNA of Botrytis deweyae, 1287 nucleotides long. RefSeq lists its product as uncharacterized. The coding region runs from base 202 to 861 and encodes 219 amino acids. The transcript has 2 exons. The record is from RefSeq and is a predicted model, not a curated record. Lineage: Eukaryota; Fungi; Ascomycota; Leotiomycetes; Helotiales; Sclerotiniaceae.
CCUUUUAAUCUUCAAACUAUAAUCACCUUCCCACCUUUCAUACAACCCUUUUCAAAGCUUUCUACUUCUAUCUCCCGUUUUAAAACAACAAGAGUACAACAACAACUCGUCGACCUCAAACCAAAUCCAACAAUAAUACGUGCUUUACAAAGACUUUAACAUCAUAUCGCAUAAUCAAGUCUCAAGAAAUUAACCAUCAAAAUGCAUAUCUCAGGCAUCAUGAAGCUCUCCCUCCUCACUUUUGCUACUCUAAGCUUUGCUGCACCAACUCCGAUUACUACUCCAAUGGGCGCAGCGGUUGAGCACGCUCGUGCUGCUCAAGAUGUUCCAAUCAAUCUUGUUGAGCUUAGCAACAAGCGUGAUGGUCCUAUCGAUCUUAUUCAACUUCCUGAGAAGCGCGAUGGUCCCAUUGAUUUGAUUCAACUUCCAAAGCGCGAGAGCCCAACUAACCUUGUUCAACUCACCGAGAAGCGUCAAGAGUCUCCAAUUAACUUGAUUCAACUUCAUGGAAAGCGUCAGGAUGCGCCAAUUGAUCUUUCCAAGCUCCCUGAAAAGCGACAAGACUCACCAAUCAAUCUUGUCGAACCGAGUAACCGCGAAACCACCAAGUAUAGGUCCAUCCGCUCUCGCAACGCCCAAGAUGCUCCCAUCAAACUUAUCCAACUUCCUGAGAAGCGUCAGGAUUCCCCCAUCAACCUUGUUGAACUCAGCAACCGCGCCGAAACUGAGCUCCUAGCAGCACGACAAAAUGACUGCGGUUCUUCACCUUACCAAAACCAAGAAUGCAACGCUGGCACAGGCUUGAGCAUUCCAGCAUUUGCUGUAAUCACUAUGGCUUUAUGCGCUAUUAUGGUUGUUUGAUAGGGCUUGAAGUAUUGGGGCUAGGAGGAUCUUUAUGGUAUUUUGCAGGGCGUGUUAUGGAUGGAAGGAUCUGAGGAUAUUUUCACAUUUUGCUCAUGGGCCUCACUUUGAAGGACUCAUUAUUGCUCUGGCGUUGCACUUUUACACAUGUUUUUCGGCGUAGGUAUGAAAUUAGGGUGGCUCUUUUCAUUUCAUGGUGACUGGUUCACCAAGUGGAUUCUCAUACAAUAGUUAGCUAGCUAAAACCCAAUCUUAAGGUCGAGUGUCUUCCUAUUCUGCCAGACCCUCGACAUCUAGAUGGCUAAUACCUAGGUAUACUUUUGCACAACCAAUGAGUAAAUAAAUGAUUUUUUACAAUUUUAGAUCUAAAAGUUUGAUGAGUGCACUAAGGUACUGCCUUCGAUAUUCGAUGUCAAGACAAAACAU